Messenger RNA from Apis cerana (Asiatic honeybee), 4801 nucleotides. It is a transcript of the gene Hmx, whose product is annotated as H6 family homeobox. Gene Ontology annotation, biological process: regulation of transcription by RNA polymerase II. Lineage: Eukaryota; Metazoa; Arthropoda; Insecta; Hymenoptera; Apidae. Gene Ontology annotation, molecular function: DNA-binding transcription factor activity, RNA polymerase II-specific; RNA polymerase II transcription regulatory region sequence-specific DNA binding. The record is from RefSeq and is a predicted model, not a curated record. Gene Ontology annotation, cellular component: nucleus.
CUCGUCUCCUUUCUCCUUCUCCUCUCCUUUCUUUCUCUCUCUCUCUCUCUCCCUCGCCGCUGGAUCUCUCCACCCAUCUCGCUCGCACUUCGCCUCGUCUCCACCGCUUUCACUACGUCGCUCCGCGCGCUCCGUGACGCUGCGUGCGCGAAUGUUCGAGUAAGGCCGUACGUUCGUGUGACCUGUGGUUUCUCCGCCGUUUUCCUACCCCUUAGUGCGAGCACAGUGGCCGUCCGCAGUCCAUCAUAUCCGAUACUCCGGGCAUACACCCCGGAUUUUUACAAGCAUUCGCGCGAUCCCGAACGCUCGCGAGUGCUGUCCGCCGGAUACUCUCCCCACUCGUGGUGAUCGGUGCUUUCCAAACUUCGGAAACGUCGUAUCGCCCCCGCGAUACGAUACCGCCGCCGUGCUUGAAUCGUGUGAACGCUGCAAGUGUAUGUACGCGAGUAAAUAAAAUUGUUGGUCGCGUAGCGAUACGUACAUCCUCCAUCGAUCCUGGUGAAACGAGCGAGAGGAGCGAGAAAGAGGAGAAGAAGGGAGGAGAGAAACGAGAAGAGAAGAGGAACACCGUGAGUGUGAUUAACGAUCAGUGGUGGAGAAAGUGACUCGAGGAAGUGACUUCGUGUUACACUCUUCGCGGUUUUACACGCACGGGAACGUCUCGCGAAUGGACUAGCGGGCGAGGAGGGGAAGAGGAGAUCGGUCGGUGGACGAGGAAGAGAGGAGAAACGGCUACGUGUCAGGGUGGUGGGCGGUGGUGGCAGGAGGAGGAGGAGGAGGAGGAGGAGAAGUAUACACACUCACUCACGCACGCACGAACACUCGUGCGCUGCCAGAGAGACACUUGCACGCAGCGUGACAUACACGCUUACGCACACACACGCACACACAAAACACGUACGCACGCAUCCGCGCGCGCGCGUAGAAAUAAAGACGGAAAAGGUGGUGGUGGAUGAGAGAGGCGGUUGAAGGACGAGAGGGAGGCUCCGAAAGAGGGUGGCUCUCGAAAGGGUGAGCCCUCCAAGUGUCUCGUCUCCUCGUCAUCCUGUCGUCCAGGGUAUCGCUUACGAAUGUCGCGCGACCGACCGACGAUCCGCCACGACGUCCGCCUGCCGUCGGAGGCGACGCGACGUGCCCGCUAGCCAACGCGAUCGCGUGCACCACACGACCGCCAUUCGCGCCGCGCCAAAAACAUCCACGCUUGAUAUGCGACGCGAGCCGCGCUUCGAACCGCUCCGCGUGUCGGAUAGACUGUGUCGCCCAGCCGUCGCACCGUCGUCGUCGACGGUCGUGCCGCCCUUCUGACGGGACGGGCCGCCAGUGCAACGGGACCACGCCGCUUUCGUGCUCGGCCGCGGGACAAGAGGUGACCGCUCUUGCAUCAUUGUGGACACGCAACUCGACACAGCCUCGCCCGAGGAGCGUCGCGACACGUUCGACUCGUCAAUCAUGUCCGGCGAAACGGAGAUCGAGGUGUCGGUCGUGUCCGAGGAGGAUCUGGAGUUGGAGGGCUCGAGGAGCAGCUCGACACCGGCCGAGCUCCUCCUCAGGGAGGAGAAGAACGGGAAAUCCGGUUGCGGUUUGAACAACCACCACUCGUUCAGCUUCGACGUGGGCAAGCCCGCCUUGAGGCCUGCCUGCAACCCCCAGUACACGUCCUUCAGCAUAUCCAGCAUCCUCGGGAGGCCCGAAUCGCCCCCGAUCGACUCGACGUCCACCGUCUCGGCCGAGAGGCAAUCGUCGGACGUGGACAGGGGCUCGCCGCUGCCCCACAACGCGCAAAGCGCGCAGAGGAUCGGCUCGUCCUGCGACGACAGCCCGGCGAGGGGUGGCCUCUCGUCCCCGACGUCCUUGAGAUUCUCGGGCAGCCAGAGGGGCACCUCGAGCCUCGGCCACGCGGUCGAGAACAGGAGCAACGCGGGCAGCAUGGGGAUCGGAUGCGCUACCAGCACCACGAGCCCCGCGUCCACUUUCUCGCCGCCCACCGACGCCGCAGCGAACCCUUUGCUCGGCCAUCAAGCGUCGGCCGACUUGGCCAUGUUGUCGAGAUUGGGCUUGAUGUCGUCGCUGAUCGCGGGCCGAUAUCCGGUCGGGAUCGGUGUCGGCGGUGUGUUCUUCCCGUCGACGUUGCAGCACCUCCACCAGCAGCAGCAGCACCAGCACCACUCGAGGCUUGCUGCCGCCUCGUCGGCGUUGAGCAACGCCGUCCAGGUAACCGGCCAAUCGGACAUCGUGGACGCCGACGGCAUCCGCGGCGUCCUGCCCGGUGGCGCCGGUUGGCCGUUUCCAUGGAGGCCGACGCACGGCCUGCAGACGCUGGAGCAUCCGUCGCCGAGCGACGUGGUCGGCACCCUGAGCCGCGUCAGCCCCGCAUCCGCGUCCUUCCCGCAAAGGGACGACCUGGACGACGAGAACGGGGAGGAGCGUCUGCACCGGACACGGAGCCCGUCCACGGGCGACGAGGGACACGACGACCUCGGCGAGCAGGACGACUGCCCGGAGGCGGACGGCGAGGGUGAAUCGACGAACUCGGCGGGCCUCCACGGCGGCGGGAGCGGCGGCACAGGGGCGGGGGGCGGCGGCGGAGGCGGCGGCGGCGGAGGCGGGGGCCAGAACAGCGUGCAGGUCGGGGUGGACGGUCGGGACUCGAGCAGCAUGAAACGGAAGAAGAAGACGAGGACGGUGUUCUCCCGUUCCCAGGUGUUCCAACUGGAGAGCACGUUCGACAUGAAGCGCUACCUCUCCUCCUCGGAGCGGGCGGGCCUCGCCGCCUCGUUGCGGCUGACCGAGACCCAGGUGAAGAUCUGGUUCCAGAACCGUCGUAACAAGUGGAAGAGGCAGCUUGCCGCCGAACUGGAGGCGGCGAACAUGGCCCACGCCGCCCAGAGACUGGUCAGGGUGCCGAUACUGUAUCACGAGGCGUCGGCCGGGAGCGGAACGUCCGCGAGCGUCUCGGUCUCGGUGACCGCGCCGCCGGCCGCCGCUGCGCCAGCGUCGGUCGCCACGUCGGCGCUCUCCCACUCGGUCGGCGUAGGAGUCGGCGUCGGUGUCGGCGUCGGCACCUCCUGCCCCCCCACCACCGCACAGCCCAUCUUCUACUCCCAUCACCACCAGCACCACCAUCACCAUCCGGCUCACGUGCAGGCGCACACUCUCCUCCCCCACCAGGUUCACCCGCAACCCCCGCCGCCACCCCCGCCCCCGCCUAACGGCCAACCACCCCAAUCCUCCUCGCAAUAACACCGUCCGGCACACGAGACCGUCGGCCCCAUGCAACCAACCAACCGCGCCGACACCGCGAUCUCCCUCUCGCGACUCGCCUCGAUCGCCUUGUCCGGAUAGGAAAGGACACCCUCGCUCGCGCCGCUCGAUCAUCCUCCACCGAAUCCUCGAUCGUGCCUGCUUUCCGUAGACUUCGUCGUUUCGAACUCGAAAGUCGUCCCACGCGUCUUUUGCGAUACGUUCGCUCCUGGCAAAAUGAGCGUAAUGCAUCCGUGCACGUUUUUUCGGGCAAAGACGGGUAUCUUGGACAAAAAAAAAGAUUGGUAAAGUUACAAGUCAAAUUUAACUUUUUUGACGGGGUAGGCUUGGGUAAAAUUGCACGAUUUGUGUUUUAUCCAUUUCUUUUCCCACGAAAAAUGUGUGGAAGAGAAGACACGGUUAAUUGCAUUAGCCUCGAAAAAUAUAUACAUAUAUAUAUUUUCAAAUUUCAAAGUGGAAGAAGAAAAGAAAGAGAGGAAGAAUAUGGGUGAAAUUUAAUAAUGGUUUCAAUCAAAAUCGUAAUCUGGCACGUUCCAAGCGCCAACCCGAAAAGCUUUCCAACCGAGCUUCCAAUCGCAAACGGGACUGGCUCGCAAAGUUUCGGCACGAUCGAUGGCCCCUCCCCCUCCCCCUCCCUCCUCCCCCGAGUCACCGUUCCGAGCACGAAACGAUCUCGUUUUAUCCACGCUCGUCGCGCCACGUCUUUCAAUCGCACGUUCCAAAACCACGUAAUACAACAACAAGCCCUUCUCCUCCUCCUCCUCCUCCUCCCCUCGCGUAUCCUAUUCGAAAGUAUGGAUGCAUCGAAACGCGAUGAAGGUGGAGGAUUCUCGUGGCUCGUUGGCCGAGGGUUGGACAUAUAUAUAUAUAUAUAUAAAUAUAUAUAUAUAUGUACACAUAUAUAAAAUCGCCGUGGUCGAACGGCUGGCGACUUCCGGCAAGUCGAACAAUUGUAAUAUAAGUAUUGUAUCUAGUCUGUCAACAUGUCGAUAAGAAAACUGCUCGUGGAACGAUUAUUAAGAAUAUUUUGUCGAUGAGCGCGGGACAAACACACACACACUUGCACACGUACACAUGCGUAUACACCACGCAUACACACACACACACGCAUACACGUUUCUAUAUUCUGUCUCUACCUCUCUGUCGUUGUUUCGUUCUCGUUCUCAUCCCUCGCCUCGUUGUAAAGUUAGUAAAAUUGUUGUAACGCGCGAAUAAUCGUUUCUACGAUUAUUAUAAUUAUUUUCUUUUUCUUGAUCGGUCUCCUCUCGCUAUCUUUUCUUUUCCUUUUUUUCUCUCUCUCUCUCUCUCUGUUCCUUUUCAAAAUUUUGAAUAAAUCUCCUUUCAAUCGGGAACGUUGCAAAAGCGAAGCGAAGCGAAGAAGUCACAAGAGAGUGUGUAAAUGUAAUCGUUAAGAGAUUGUAACUAAUCGUUAGGUAACACGCAAGUAAGAAAACAGGCAGGGUUCCUACGACAUUAUUCUACCUGUUGUGAUAAGUAUUUAAACGAUUGAUUUUAUUAAACGAACGGUAGAGUUACGAAA